This is a messenger RNA of Lolium rigidum, 1635 nucleotides long. Its product is annotated as rab GTPase-activating protein 22-like. NCBI's taxonomy places the organism in Eukaryota, Viridiplantae, Streptophyta, Magnoliopsida, Poales, Poaceae. The record is from RefSeq and is a predicted model, not a curated record. Gene Ontology annotation, molecular function: GTPase activator activity. The annotation marks the transcript as partial. The transcript is spliced from 11 exons. Gene Ontology annotation, biological process: activation of GTPase activity.
UCCGUCUCUGGCUGGCGAUUCUACAUCGCUGAUUAUAUAUUUUUCAUCCCCUCCGGUGUCCCACCUGAAAUCGUCCUCUUGAUCCGGUUCGAUUUGGGUGGUCAAUCGAGGCGGGACAAGAUGAUGUUCCUGGCGUGCUGCUACAAUGAUCCGGACAUGCUCAUCGAUCCGGACACCAUCUACCCCACCCGCGCCGACUGCCCGGAGGCGCCCAAGUCGCGCUUCAAGCCCCAGCCUCGCCGCACGUUGAGUCCAAGGAGAUGGAAGCUGCUGUUCAACGAGGAAGGCUGCCUGGACGCAGCUGGGAUGAUCAAAAGAGUACAGCGUGGGGGUAUCCACCCAAAUAUCAAAGGAGAAGUUUGGGAGUAUUUGCUGGGUUGUUACGACCCUAAAAGCACUACUGAACAGAGGAACCAAUUGCGACAACAGAGAAGGUUAGAAUAUGAGAAACUGAAAACAAAGUGCCGAGAAAUGGACACGACGGUUGGUAGUGGAAGGGUAAUUACUAUGCCUGUCAUAACAGAAGAUGGCCAGCCUAUCGAGGAUCCUAACGCAAAUGGAGGGGCAAGGGCUUCUUCAGUGGGCGUAGAGCAGCAAACCAGUAAUUCAACGCUCCCUAAAGAAGUUAUUCAGUGGAAACUUCUUCUGCACCAAAUUGGUCUCGAUGUUAACCGUACCGACCGUACACUAGUUUAUUACGAGAGUCAGGAGAAUUUGGCACGGCUGUGGGACAUUCUUUCAGUCUACGCAUGGGUGGACAAUGACAUUGGUUAUUGUCAGGGAAUGAGUGAUCUUUGUUCACCGAUAUCAAUCAUUUUGGAACAUGAAGCGGAUGCUUUUUGGUGCUUUGAACGGCUGAUGCGCAGGGUGCGUGACAACUUCAAGAGUACAUCUACUUCCAUUGGAGUUCGAUCUCAACUGACCACCUUGUCAUCAAUAAUGAAAGCUGUUGAUCCAAAGCUACAUGAGCAUUUAGAAAAUCUUGAUGGAGGGGAAUACUUAUUUGCCUUUCGGAUGCUGAUGGUUCUUUUUCGAAGGGAGUUCUCUUUUAUAGACACAAUGUAUCUUUGGGAGCUCAUGUGGUCUAUGGAGUACAAUCCAGGUCUGUUUUCAAUGUUGGAGAGUAAGACUGGCGCAUCAAACGCAAACGAUGAAAAUACCCUCAAACAGUGCGGGAAGUUUGAAAAGAAAAACUUGCAGGCGGCCAAGAAAGAAGAGCAGAUCCCUCUAUCAGUCUUUGUUGUAGCUAGUGUCAUAGAGGCUAAAAACAAAAGAUUGAUGGGAGAGGCAAAAGGUCUAGACGAUGUUGUCAAGAUUUUGAAUGAAAUCACUGGAAGCAUUGAUGCAAAGAAGGCAUGUAGAGGGGCCUUGACGAUUCACGAGAAAUACCUAACCACAGUAAAGGCAUCAUAGCGACGUGUACAGCUUCACAGGAAUGCAUCCUUAGGAACAAUAUUCAGUUUUGCCCUUUUUAAAUUGGAGGAACAGCUGUAUCACAGUUUUUUUUUGUUCAUUCUUGAUAUGUGUAUGUGUUUUUAAUUCUUUGACCCACUAUGUAAUUUUGGCAUUUCGACAAAAGGAAAUGAAUACUAGUGGGAUUAUGCAGGAAUAAAGUUUGCAACUAUUAUAAAGUUA